Messenger RNA from Striga hermonthica, 1869 nucleotides. Lineage: Eukaryota; Viridiplantae; Streptophyta; Magnoliopsida; Lamiales; Orobanchaceae. The record is from the annotation of a GenBank genome assembly.
AUGGUGUGUUGGAACUGCGAGAAACCUGGGCAUAUGAAAAGCGAAUGCCGGGCACCAAGGAAGGACAAAGAAGGCAGGACAGCCAAUGCCACGACGGAGGACACGGUGGAUGCACUCUUGUUGAGUGUGAGAAGCUCGCUCGAUGACUGGAUUGUGGACUCAGGGGCCUCGUUUCACUCUUGCAGUAGCAGAGACAUCAUGGAGCCAUACACUGCAGGAACGCUUUACACAGCGAGUGGAUCUAGCUCAAACAUUCUCCUGGCAGAAGCUGUCUCACAAUCGCACUUGUGGCACAGUCGCUUGGGCCACAUGAGCGAGAAAGGAAUGAAGGUACUAAAGUCGAGAGGACUUUUGCCCGAGUUGGAGUCAGUAAACGUGGGUCUUUGCGAGCAAUGCUUGCUUGGAAAGCAGAAGCGAGUGAGCUUCAUAACCACCGGGAGAGCUCCAAAGACAGAAAAACUGGAGCUCGUGCACACUGACUUAUGGGGGCCAUCACCGGUGACAUCUCUUGGAGGACCGAUGUACUACAUGACGUUCAUCGAUGACUGCACAAGAAAGGUAUGGGUGUACUUUCUGAAAAGAAAAUCCGAAGCCUUUGAUGCUUUCAGGAGAUGGAGAGCACUCGUGGAGAAAGAGACAGGUCUGGAAGUGAAAUGUCUCAGAUCCGACAACGGUGGCGAGUACAACAGUGAAGCCAUCAAGGAAUACUGCGCUGAUCAUGGGAUCCGGAUGCAGAAGAUGGUCCCAGGGACACCUCAACAAAAUGGCAUUGCGGAGAGGAUGAACAGGACACUGAAUGAGCCAGAUUCAGUGGGAGCUCAGAUAGAUGAGAUCGAGCGUACAGAAGAAGAGGCAGAACCAGAAUCGGAUGAACCGAUUGCUGAGAGCAGCACGCCUCUGGCACUGGGCCGAGAACCGAGGAUGAGAAGGGCCCCGGAUAGGUUCGGUAACUCUUUCAUUAUUUUACUGCUAUAUGUGGAUGACAUGCUGAUAGCAGGAUCAGAUGUCAAGGAGAUCGAGAGGCUCAAGGGUCAGCUAUCAAGGAGAUUUGAUAUGAAGGAUCUAGGAGAAGCGAGACAGAUACUAGGCAUGACAAUCACGAGGGACAGGAAUGCUGGUAAACUUUGGCUUUCUCAAUCUGAUUAUAUUGAGAAGGUGUUGUGCAGAUUCAAAAUGGAUACUGCAAAGCCGGUUGGAGUACCAUUGGGAAGCCAGAUCAAGUUGUCCAACAAGGAUUCGCCCAAGGAUGACUCUGAAAAAGAAAGGAUGAGAGUUACGCCAUAUGCUUCAGCCAUCGGGAGCCUAAUGUACGCUAUGGAGGCGAUAAAGUGGAUCCUUAGGUACCUGAGAGGUACUAAGGACCGGGCAUUGGUUUUUGGCAGGGGUACCAUUACCCUGUCUGGGUUUGUCGAUGCUGAUUUUGCAGGAAGUGAUCUUGACAAGAGGAGGAGUACUACUGGGUACGUGUUCACUUACGGCGGGACGGCCGUAUCCUGGAUCUCAAAGCUGCAGAAGAUAGUUACAUUGUCAACAACGGAAGCUGAGUACGUGGCAGUGACGGAGGCAGCCAAGGAGCUCGUUUGGCUGCAAAACUUCCUGAAUGAACUUGGGAGACCUCAAGAGGAUGUGGCUCUAUACAGCGAUAGCCAGAGUGCAAUCCAUCUGGCAAAGAAUCCCGCGUUUCACUCGCGAAUGAAGCACAUCGAGGUUAAGUAUCAUUUCAUCUGGCAACUUCUAGAGAAGAAGAUGUUGCAGCUAAAAAAGAUUCGGGGAGAUAGGAAUCCUGCAGACAUGUUGACCAAGGCGGAGUGUGUGACAAAUGUGGACAACUUCUUUUUGGUUUGGCAAAAGUGCCCUGAAACUUGUUAA